This is a messenger RNA of Piliocolobus tephrosceles (Ugandan red Colobus), 4604 nucleotides long. RefSeq names its product ajuba LIM protein (gene AJUBA). The coding region runs from base 726 to 2342 and encodes 538 amino acids. Lineage: Eukaryota; Metazoa; Chordata; Mammalia; Primates; Cercopithecidae. Gene Ontology annotation, molecular function: transcription corepressor activity. The transcript has 8 exons. Gene Ontology annotation, biological process: cytoskeleton organization; negative regulation of hippo signaling; regulation of DNA-templated transcription. The record is from RefSeq and is a predicted model, not a curated record. Gene Ontology annotation, cellular component: adherens junction; P-body; transcription regulator complex.
CCAUCUCUCCCACAGUCCCCACGCUGGGAACAAAGUCACGGUGCUAGCGCAGAACAGGCCUCCCGUCGUCGGGUCCCAAGCCGCGACACAUUCCACCAUGCUCCUCCGCGCAUUCCAACUGCAGACAAAGAGUCCCCGUCCCCUACCCCCACACUCUUUCCUGUUUCAAUUCUUGAGUGUUGUAGGGGCAGCUGCCCCAACUGCCCCUGCCCGCCUCUCAUCUACAGUCCGCAGGCCUCCACAUCCAGGGCAGUUAGCGCCAGCGCCCUCUCUGCACGCACACCAGCUAUUCCUGCGCGGACACCCCCGGCCCUCUCACACACACCGCGCUCCGCCCUCCUAGGAAAGUAGAUCCGGCCAAGCAGACAAAAGUUUGGGAGAGAAGUUCGGUCCGUGGCUAGCGUGAGAGCGAGGGGGGCGGGGGCAGGGGAGAGUGGGGCAGUCGGGCGAGUCGACGCGUGAACAGAUAGACCUGCGGACGGGACAGCCGCGGCCAGAGACCCUGCUAGCCCCGCUCAGCCCCAGAUGCGCGAGGGGACGCAGCCCCUCCCGCUGGGGGAUGCUGUGGGAUUCCUGGCGCCGGGCAUCCAGGCCGCCCGCUAAGCCCCUGUGCUUCCCCUGUGCCCCUGGGGAACCAGAGUCCGGCUGCAGGGAAAGAGAACCGGCCGCCGAGACGCCGCAGGGUGCCAGGCGGGGAGGGGGCGAGAGGCCCCAGACCCGAGGGCAUGGAGCGGUUAGGAGAGAAAGCCAGUCGCCUGCUGGAGAAGUUCGGCCGCCGAAAGGGUGAAUCUAGCCGGUCUGGGUCUGACGGGACCCCCGGGCCGGGCAAGGGGCGCCUAAGUGGGUUGGGGGGACCUAGGAAGUCAGGGCCCCGAGGAGCUACUGGGGGACCUGGGGAUGAGCCGUUAGAGCCGGCCCGGGAGCAAGGUUCCCUGGACGCUGAGCGGAAUCAGCGCGGCUCCUUUGAGGCGCCGCGCUACGAAGGCUCCUUUCCCGGGGGGCCGCCGCCCACCCGGGCCUUGCCUCUACCUCAGUCGUUGCCCCCCGAUUUUCGGCUGGAGGCCACGGCCCCGGCCCUCAGCCCCCGCUCCAGCUUCGCCAGUAGCUCGGCCAGCGACGCUAGCAAGCCGUCCAGCCCCCGGGGCAGCCUGCUGCUGGACGGGGCGGGGGCUGGCGGAGCUGGAGGUAGCCGGCCCUGCAGCAAUCGCACCAGCGGCAUCAGCAUGGGCUACGACCAGCGCCACGGGAGCCCCUUGCCAGCGGGGCCGUGCCUGUUUGGCCCACCGCUGGCCGGAGCACCGGCAGGCUAUUCUCCCGGAGGGGUCCCGUCCGCCUAUCCGGAGCUCCACGCCGCCCUGGACCGAUUGUAUGCUCAGCGGCCCGUGGGGUUCGGCUGCCAGGAAAGCCGCCACUCGUAUCCCCCGGCCCUGGGCAGCCCUGGAGCUCUAGCCGGGGCCGGAGUGGGAGCGGCGGGGCCCUUGGAGAGACGGGGGGCGCAACCCGGACGACACUCUGUGACCGGCUACGGGGACUGCGCCGUGGGCGCCCGGUACCAGGACGAGCUAACAGCGUUGCUUCGCCUGACGGUGGGCACUGGUGGGCGAGAAGCUGGCGCCCGCGGAGAACCCUCGGGGAUUGAGCCGUCGGGUCUGGAAGAGCCGCCAGGUCCUUUCGUUCCGGAGGCCGCCCGGGCCAGGAUGCGGGAGUCGGAGGCCAGGGAGGACUACUUCGGCACCUGUAUCAAGUGCAACAAAGGCAUCUAUGGGCAGAGCAAUGCUUGCCAGGCCCUGGACAGCCUCUACCACACCCAGUGCUUUGUCUGCUGCUCUUGUGGGCGAACUUUGCGUUGCAAGGCUUUCUACAGUGUCAACGGCUCUGUGUACUGUGAGGAAGAUUAUCUGUUUUCAGGGUUUCAGGAGGCAGCUGAGAAAUGCUGUGUCUGUGGUCACUUGAUUUUGGAGAAGAUCCUACAAGCAAUGGGGAAGUCCUAUCACCCAGGCUGUUUCCGAUGCAUUGUUUGCAACAAGUGCCUGGAUGGCAUCCCCUUCACAGUGGACUUCUCCAACCAAGUAUACUGUGUCACCGACUACCACAAAAAUUAUGCUCCUAAGUGUGCAGCCUGUGGCCAACCCAUCCUCCCCUCUGAGGGCUGUGAGGACAUCGUGAGAGUGAUAUCCAUGGACCGGGAUUAUCACUUUGAGUGCUACCACUGUGAGGACUGCCGGAUGCAGCUGAGUGAUGAGGAAGGCUGCUGCUGUUUCCCUCUGGAUGGGCACUUGCUUUGCCAUGGCUGCCACAUGCAGCGGCUCAGUGCCCGACAAGCCCCGGCCAACUAUAUCUGAGCUGCAAUCACUGCUGCUGCUGUCACCACCACUGACAAACUGCUCUAGCCAGUGGGCCUCUCUGAGGCCAGCCAAGGCAAAUAACGCACUGUACAGGCCUGGCAGAAGAGUCCUCUGGGGAGGACCCCAAGGACUGGAGACCCAAAGAUCAUGACAUUCCAAAUGGAUUGUGGAAGAGAAACCUUAUAUUUACCAGGGUGGGGGUGACUGGCCUUUUUCCCAUGUGUGCAUCCUGAGCUUAGGCACACACAGGAGGGUUCCAGUACUUUCUGAACAUCUGAUUCUGUAUCUUCAGUAUAUAUAUUUUGUUUUAGAGAUGGGAUCUCACCAUGUUGCCCAGGCUAGUCUUGAACUCCUGGGCUCAAGUGAUCCUCCCACCUUGGCCUCCCAAGGUGCUGGGAUUACAGGCGUAAGCCACUGUGUCUGGCCUAGUAUAUGAUUGUGCAUGAGUCACAUAAUGUUCUGGUCCCGGAUUCCAAGAGUAGAGGACCUAGCUUUAAAUCAACUAGUUUCAGCUAAACUGACUAGAACCAAAUCAAAGUGUAAUUCUCCCUCCAGCUCCCCCAAACCCCAGAGUUUUUGGGUUGUGGUUGAUGCAGGAUGGGAUCCCCCUGAGAGGCAGCAAGUCUAGGGUGGUGAGUUCCUGCUAGGCAACCAAAUUUAAGCUCCUCACUUUUUUGUGACACAUGAUGUCAGAUAUGGGGUCCCGCACCUGUAUCUGGAUGAAGAAGUAGAAACUCUGAACCUCAUUAAUGAGUUAUUUAUUGGCCUUCUUCUAAGGACUAGGAGAGCUCCUCAUCUGUCUGCUGAGAAUGGGGACCAGCUCUGAGUGGGGUUGCUGCCUGUAUUCCCUGUUUCUCAGGGACUCAUGUGGGUCUGGGGAGGCUAGGUGGGUGCUUGUACGUGGUUGCUCUUCUCCUUGGCUAUGGUAGGUAAUAAGCAGGUCUGCGUGGGUGUGGAGGUUGGUGGGGGGAUGUCUAGGAAGCUUCAGCUUAGACACACUCCCAAGUUUAGGUGCACUGAGCCAUACAGCCCAGCGUAUGCAUGUGUGGUUGUGUUCAUGCACACACACACACACACACACACACACACUCUCUCUCUCUCUCUUACUCUCUUCUCAGGUCACUUGUACACUUGGUUUCCUAGUAGAAUCUCACUUGCCACCUCUCAGAGGGGUCCUGGAUUGCAUCCAUCACAAUCCCAAAACUACAGUUGGGGGGAACUGGAGGGAGCAAAACACUGAUUUGGUACUAGUCAGUUUGCCUGAAACUAGUUCACCUAAAGCUAGAUCUCUUAAAACCAAUUUACUGAAAACUUAUUUGCUUAAAGUUAAUGACUUAAUGACUAAUUUGCCAAAAGCUCAAUUCCUAUUUUGGUGUGUUUAUAUCCAUUUAGGUGUCCUAUUCCUUUUUGUCUUGCUUUGGAUAUUUCAAGGAUUUAUAUCUAUUCAUCCAAGAGUACUUCUGAGUUAUUAUCAGCAACAUAAAUUUAUCAAAUUUGCAGCACUUUGUAAAUGAUGAGAUUGCUUCCUACCUUUAUGGAUGUCUUUUUUUAUGUUAUCUACCUUUCAAAAACUUUUUUAAAAAGUUUAAAGUUUCUAGCAAUAAAUACAAUUGGUACAGGCAUUUUGUGUAUCAUUUUUUUUGUUUCUUAAUCCAGUAUUCCUUUACAAAUUAAAUGCCUUGAAAAAUGUAAUGGAGUUCAAUGUGAUUUUGAUGCUUUGGUCUAACUUCUACAUUCCUACUGUUAAAAGGCCAGUAUAUCUUAAAUAAAUGAAUAGGCAUGAGGCAUAUUCAGUUGACUUACAAUGAAAAGUUAUACAGACAACAGUAAUAACUAAGAGGGUGAAUCUGCUAAACCCUUUUGAAAUGCUGCAGAUUUGAUAAAUAUUUAUUUUAGACUAAUUGGUUUUAGGGGAAUUGGUUUUAGGCAAAUUAAUCUAGUAAUCUUUGAUCUUUAGUCUUCAUUUUCUAUCACUCAGUGAGUUUCAUACUGGAAAUGAUGACUCCUGACAACAGAAAUUCCACAUUUGGGGGCUAUUCUAAGAUGACUAUGCCAGCCAACCUGGGAAAUACAUAGAGGAGAUCUCUGAGUGAGAGGGAAAGAGUUCAGAUUUAUACAACUGAGUGCCAGAGGGGAAAAUGCACCUUGUUGAAGUGAGAAACGUUCUGAAACUGAAUUACUUCUUGUACAGCUGAGAUCGCUUCUUCUGUACUAUUGUUAAAUAAGUGAAUACAAAGGCCCUGUGAUGGGAAAUCCAGA